ACAUUAGCUUCGAUUCCAUUGAAUAACUCAUAUUAUAUAAGCCUAGCACACCAUCAUUCCUCAUCAAACCGAAAUUUUCUCUGGCUUUCUUCCCUCCCACUGAAUUUCUCUCUCUCUGUCUCUCUUGUCUCACCCAUAUAUAAAUUCUCGCGAUCUCUCUCUCUCUCUUUCUCUCUCUCAUAUUUUAUAUUCUCAUAGUCUUUCUCUCAUCGUCGAUCACUCUCUCUCUCUCUCUCUCUAUCUUUGUCAGCGAUCAUCGUUGUUUACGAUCAUCUUGCUGAUUCGGUUGAAGGCUCUCAAUUCCUCUCUAUUUCUCUUUAGUCCUCUACGAUCUCAUUGUUUUUGAAGCCUAAGUCACCAAGAAUCAAAUCUAUUUUAUCAGAAAUCUUCUCUGCUUGAAAUUUGUGGAAAGACUGAGAGAAUGGUGGUUGUUGUGCUAGGCGCGUGCUUACGCCAUUGAAGACCCAAGCUUUGCCUUGAAUUUUUACAGACGGAAGGAGACCACAAAAUGUAUGGCGUUUCAGGUUCUGAACAUAGCGUAUCAGGUUUUGAAGAGAUAUUUGUGUUUAAAGAAAUUGAAAAGCUCGUGCAAGAAUUGGUUAUGAUGUCGAUUAGCAAGUGCAAGAUGGAGGAUCUUCCGAAAGAGUUGGUGAUUUCAAUCCUGUUACGUCUACCAGCGGAAGAUCUUCGACGAUGCAAAGGCGUCUGCAAGUCAUUAUACUCCAUUAUCACCAGUCGGCCUUUCAUUGAGGUACGCCGGAAGAUAAGGAAUUCUUAUAUCCUUGUCAAAUACGAGGAUCUUAUCAGUAGCAAGCAUGUCAUCUCUUUACUUUGUGAUGAAACCUUAGAAGUCGUUUAUACCCAAACAAUAUUAUCCGAUACUCCAUUAAUGGAUUCAAUGAGUUCGAAAGAUCGUGUCGUCAAGGUGGUGGGCUGCUGUAAUGGUGUGGUAUGUCUUAGGCGUAUAGAUAUGUAUGUCUUGUGGAACCCUGCAACAAGAGAUGCAAAAAUUAUUCCAGAUGGAUUAUACAAAAGCAAUCCGGAUAAGAAAAUGUUUCAACGUCGAGAGAUGGGAUUCGGUUUUGAUCCCAAAAACAAUGAUUACAAACUUGUCUCAAUCCAAAGAUUGUUUGGAGACAAUCGACGCCCUGUCCGUCCAUGCCAACAAGAGGUUGAAGUUUACAGCUUAAAAGCAGGCUGUUGGAAAUUGCUACCAGGUAUCAUCCCAACUUGUGAUAUUAUGUCGGCAUAUUCAGUUGAAGGAUGCAACGGUGGCGAAAUGAUUUCGUGGUUGGUAUGGAAUGCAGAGUAUGGAGAACAUGUCAUGUCAUUCGACAUCAGCAAUGAGGUAUUCAUAACAACACCUUUGCCUCCUUUUAUAAUUGAAAGCAGCAGUGAUGGUAACUGUCGGAAUAGCCUUAUGUUUCAUAAUGCAUCCCUUGCUCUUGAUCAUUAUGUUAAAGAUAGAAAGAAUCAAACAGAGACCCAUAACAUAUGGGUGUUGGGUGAAUAUGGUGUCAAGGAAUCAUGGACUAAUCUAUUUACUGUUGGACCCUUCAAAUUAUUAGGACCGAGUAUAAGUGGAUUUUGGAACAACAAUAAGGUUCUUCUCGAGGUAGACGGAGGUGGAUGUCGUCAUGAUCUGAUUUUGGUAGACCCUUCCAUCCGAAAAAUUAAAGAUUUAGAUAUUCAUGGAACAUCACUUCAAGUGUUUAACUACCAAGAAAAUCUAGUUCAAAUUAAUGCAACUCCUCCUAUCAACUUAUUUUAAUUUAGCUAUUUCUGUUUUUGUUUGUUGGUCUAAUUGUUUUUAAUUUAUCUAUUUACAUAUGUUUUUUUGUUGGUCUGAUUGUCACGGAUAUGAUAGAGUUGAUAUUAAUUAAGUUUUCAUGGAGGUAUCUACUAUCUCGGACUCAAAUCAUUGUUUCAGACUAUAUAUCAAUAAAGCUUUUAUUGUUCUUUA
Molecule: messenger RNA, 1963 nt
Organism: Ziziphus jujuba (common jujube)
Lineage: Eukaryota; Viridiplantae; Streptophyta; Magnoliopsida; Rosales; Rhamnaceae
Product: putative F-box protein At5g52610
Exons: 3
Coding region: 509-1771 (420 amino acids)
Molecular function (GO): protein binding
Source: RefSeq, a predicted model, not a curated record